GACGUCGUUUUCGCCUCACACUCAUCUGAGAUUCUGAAUAAUUCCCCCCACGCCCAGCUCCCUCUUUCUCUUUCCCUCUCCCGCUUCCGCGGCUGCCGUCAGUUCUGCAAUCUGCUUCCCGGCGAAGUCGAGCCGACCUCGACCGUCAACCGUCACCGGCCGUGCGGCAACCAGCGGAGUAGAAGAAAGAUGAGAUUUCAACAAUUUCUCAGCCAAAGCCAAUGGCCCGCCUUUCUUCGAAGAAAAGCCUUCUAUGCUGAUGGUAGCAGAACUCUGAGCCUAAGGAAGUUAGACUUUAAGCAGUUAUUCUCUUCGUACAGAGACGAGCCAGAGCUCAAGGACUUCGUUGAUUACUUGGACUCUCUCAAGAACUACGAGAAGUCAGGUGUCCCCAAGGACGCUGGUACAGAUUCAGACGAAGGAUUUGAUCUUGGUCGCAUGCGGCGACUUAUGGAUCGUCUGGGGAAUCCGCACGCCAAGUUUAAGGCCAUUCACAUUGCCGGGACCAAAGGAAAAGGAUCAACUGCGGCCUUCCUCUCCAACAUCUUACGGGCAGAAGGCUAUUCCGUUGGUUGUUACACUAGCCCACAUAUCAUGACCAUACGGGAGCGCAUGUCGAUGGGAAAAUUUGGUGAGCCGGUCUCAGCAAUGGUGUUAAAUUGUCAUUUUCAUCAGAUCAGGCAGAAGCUUGAUGAGGCUAUCCGACUAGAAAAUGGAUGUUUGAGUCAUUUUGAGGUUCUUACUGCCUUUGCAUUCUCCUUGUUUGCUCAAGAGAACAUUAACAUUGCAGUUAUUGAGGCUGGUCUUGGAGGUGCUCGAGAUGCUACAAAUAUAAUUUGUAGUUCUGGACUUGCUGCAUCAGUCAUAACUAGUAUAGGUGAGGAACAUUUGAUGGCACUGGGGGGUUCUCUAGAAAGCAUUGCAAUGGCAAAGGCUGGAAUAAUUAAACAUGGUCGUCCAUUAGUUCUGGGUGGGCCAUUUCUUCCUCACAUUGAGCGUAUUCUUCGCAAUAAAGCAUCAUUGAUGCAUUCUCCUGUAGUAUCUGCAUCUGAUUCUGGAAUCCGAACUAUCAUUAAAGGCCUUAGCAUGUGUAAUGGUAGACUUUGCCAGUUGUGUGACAUAAUGAUUCAAGUCGAGAAGGAUUUCCAGCUGUUCAUUGAGAUAUCUGACUUGAAAAUGCACAUGCUUGGAAGUCACCAACUCCAAAAUGCAGCUACUGCAGCAUGUGCAGCAUUGUGCCUCCGCAACCAAGGAUGGAGAAUUUCAGAUGGAUCUAUUAGAUUUGGUUUGGAGAACACAUACUUGCUUGGAAGAAGUCAAUUUCUAGCAUCCAAAGAAGCUGAAGUAUUAGGACUUCCUGGAGCUACAAUACUGCUUGAUGGAGCCCACACUAAAGAGUCUGCAAAAGCUUUGGUGGACACAGUACGGAUGACAUUUCCAAAGGCACGAAUGGUCCUUGUGGUUGCAAUGGCUAGUGACAAAGACCAUUUGGAAUUUGCAAGACAAUUUUUGUUAGAUAAACGAUUAGAGGCCGUCUUCCUAACAGAAGCUGACAUCGCUGGAGGGAAGUCCCGAACGACUACAGCAUCCUUGUUAAGAGAUUACUGGCUACAAGCUUCUGGAGAGUUGGGCAUCAAUCCCCUCCAUGAUGGAAUGGCAGAAUACCAACAACUGUUGAAGAAUCAAUUUAUCUAUCCCGACAAGGAACUGGAAGGCAGAAUCAUAUUGUUAACUGAGAAAUCAUUGGAGCAUUCCUUGAGAGUUGCAAAUGACUUUCUUGAAGGAAGAACAAAAAAUCAGUCACGUGUUCUCGUGGUGACUGGAUCGCUGCACAUUGUAUCAUCAGUGUUAGCUCGUCUCCGAGGGUAAAAUGUUCUGCAAUUGUUGCUGAUCCCCCCAUACCACCUCAAUUAGUAGUUAGGAGUCAAAACUGCAUUUAUCUUUCUGCAAUUUGUUAGUUCUUCUCAAUCAAAGUUGGCUAAUCGAACACGAAUUGAACCCUGUUCUGUCGGGUUGACGUAACAGAGAUGAGAAAUCCACUUGCACCCAUCAGCACGGAAAUAGCUGAUUAUAGGUGCUCUGGAAUUAUUAUUAUUAGCAUUUAAUGUUACUAUUAAAAAGCAAAUAGAAUUAUUAUCCGACUAUUAUGUGCGUUC
This is a messenger RNA of Manihot esculenta (cassava), 2156 nucleotides long. RefSeq names its product dihydrofolate synthetase. NCBI's taxonomy places the organism in Eukaryota, Viridiplantae, Streptophyta, Magnoliopsida, Malpighiales, Euphorbiaceae. Bases 190 to 1869 code for a protein of 559 amino acids. Gene Ontology annotation, cellular component: mitochondrion; cytosol; cytoplasm. The record is from RefSeq and is a predicted model, not a curated record. The transcript is spliced from 11 exons. Gene Ontology annotation, molecular function: tetrahydrofolylpolyglutamate synthase activity; ATP binding. Gene Ontology annotation, biological process: tetrahydrofolylpolyglutamate biosynthetic process.